AUGUGGCUCGCAACUCUAUUUAACAAGAUCGUUGCAGAAGGACGGACUCCAGACGUUUGGCAAACUUCCGUGACCGUGCCUGUCUGGAAAGGGAAAGGAGACAUUGCUGACUGCACCUCGUACAGGCCUACACGACUGCUGUGCAAUACGAUGAAGGUUUUUGAGCGUGUCCUGGAAGCUCGUCUGAGGAAAAUUGUUAGCGUUUCACUCAACCAGUGCGGUUUUGUGAAGGACUGCAGCACUAUAGAUGCUAUCCAUGCUGUCCGAAUCCUCCUGGAGAAACAUCGAGAGAAGAACCGCAGUGUGCAUCUUGCUUUUCUCGAUCUCGAGAAAGCUUUCGACCGUGUCCCACAUGAGCUGUUAUGGAUGUCCAUGAGGUCGCAUAGAGUACCAGAAGAAUAUGUGCGUUGGGCAAAGCUGCUUUAUGCGAAGCCUACCAGCGUUGUCCGAUGUGCUGCUGGAACAAGCAGGCCACUCCCUGUAGAAGAAAUCGAGAAGCAGCACCCGUGGACUCUACUCUUUGCCGACGAUGUCAUGCUCGCGUCGGAGUCUCGAGAUGAUCUUCAGAAACAAGUGCAGUCUUGGAAGGAUCAGCUGCAGCAAUAUGGAUUGCGCCUCAACACAUCAAAAACUGAGUACAUGGAGUGCAAACCAAGGGUAGAGGAUGGUUCAAUUCGUGUUGAUGGCACCGAAUUAAACAAGGUGAACUGCUUCAAGUACCUUGGAUCCAAAGUGACUUCCACAGGCGACAUUGAUCAAGAAGGUCGAGCACGUGUUAAUGCCGCAUGGAUGAAAUGGAAAAUGGCAACAGGGGUACUGUGCGACAAGAAAGUCCCUGUUCGACUGAAGUCGAAGAUCUACAGAACGGUUGUGCGUCCUGUUGCCCUUUACGGAUGCGAGUGCUGGCCGACAACGAAAGCAUUGGAAAGAGUGCUGCACGCUAUGGAGAUGCGGAUGUUGAGGUGGACGAUAGGUGUAACGCUAAAAGAGAAAGUAUCCAACGACACUGUGCGCUCCAUCUUCGGUGUCGUCCCGAUAACUGAGAAAAUGAAGGAGGCGCGACUGAGAUGGUUUGGUCACGUCUUGCGGCGGGAGGAAGAUUCUGUUGCCAAAACCGCUCUGAAGCUCGACGUUUCAGGAAACGCCACUGGGCAGGAUACUUGUCAAGCUGCUAGACUGAUGUGUAGCGUCGUAAAAAUACAUGGGCAACAAGCUUAUCUGGAUGCAGCGUCUUAUGAGGAACCACCGGAUUUUGUACGGAUCUUCCCAGAGGUGAACGGAAUAAGCAAAGAAUUUCAAGCUCUCUAUGAGAGAUGUCCACAAGUAAUGCUGACGAUAAAAUCCUGCUCUUUGAUUGCAAACUUGUGUAUUCAAAAAGAAGAGAACUUAGAUUGCGAACAUGACCUUCGUGACUGUGUUCGACAAGCUGCUGAGACCCAAAACACUGAAACUUGUUAUCUUGCUACUAACCUUGUCAUCUCUUUACUUGGACAGACUUCCAAUUUUUAUUAUGCUAACGUGUCCACUCAGAUAAUCAACUAUGGCCUUUUUCCUACCCAGAACGGAAAAGUCCAAUUCAUCAUUGUGACGCUUGGUAUUGCAAUACUUACUGUUUUUAUUUUUAGUCUGACACAAAUUGAAAGUUUUGGGCAUUUGCGAGUUGUGCUGACGAAAAGAAACGCUGACAGUGGAAAAUUUGGAGCAAGCAAAAGCACAACAAGAAAAGAAGAAACAUAG
This is a messenger RNA of Necator americanus (New World hookworm), 1737 nucleotides long. RefSeq lists its product as uncharacterized. The transcript has 8 exons. Bases 1 to 1737 code for a protein of 578 amino acids. NCBI's taxonomy places the organism in Eukaryota, Metazoa, Nematoda, Chromadorea, Rhabditida, Ancylostomatidae. The record is from RefSeq and is a predicted model, not a curated record.